Linum tenue is the source of this 1942-nucleotide messenger RNA. NCBI's taxonomy places the organism in Eukaryota, Viridiplantae, Streptophyta, Magnoliopsida, Malpighiales, Linaceae. The record is from the annotation of a GenBank genome assembly.
UUUUUUUGGUUCUGCAAAUAAUUUUUUGCCUGAUGAAGGUGAUGCACUGAUGCCUCGUACUUUUUAUCCUCUGUCUGCAGUGCUCUGUGGCCCUUUAGCACUCUUGGAUGGCCUGAUGAAUCAUCAGAAGAUUUUAAGAGGUUCUACCCAACAACAAUGCUUGAAACUGGGCAUGAUAUUUUGUUCUUCUGGGUGGCAAGGAUGGUCAUGAUGGGAAUUGAGCUUACCGGGAAAGUUCCAUUUUCAAAUAUUUAUCUUCAUGGACUUAUUCGGGAUGCACAAGGGCGAAAAAUGUCUAAAACACUAGGGAAUGUAAUAGAUCCUCUGGAUACAAUCAAGGAGUAUGGUACUGAUGCUUUGCGAUUCACUCUUGCGCUGGGAACCGCUGGCCAGGAUCUUAAUUUAUCAAUGGAAAGGUUGACUGCUAAUAAAGCAUUCACUAAUAAACUAUGGAAUGCGGGUAAGUUUGUGUUACAAAACUUGCCUAGCCAAACUGAUGCAUCAGCUUGGGCAGCAAUACUGGCUCAUAAGUUUGAUGUAGAGGAGCCAGUUCUCAGUCUACCUUUACCUGAAUGUUGGGUGGUGUCAGAACUUCAUGAGCUCAUUGACACAGUCACUGCAAGCUAUGACAAAUAUUUCUUUGGAGAUGUCGGAAGAGAAAUCUAUGAUUUCUUUUGGAGUGAUUUCGCUGAUUGGUACAUCGAAGCCAGUAAAGCUCGCUUAUACCAGUCAGGAGGAGAUUCAACUGCUUCUCUGGCACAAGCUGUUCUAUUAUACGUGUUUGAAAAUAUAUUGAAGCUGCUGCAUCCUUUUAUGCCCUUUGUUACUGAAGAACUUUGGCAGGCUCUCCCUAACCGGAAAGAAGCUCUAAUAAUUUCUUCAUGGCCCCAGACUUCCCUUCCACGGCACGCUAACUCGAUAAGGCAAUUCGAAAACUUCCAAGCUUUAACUAGAGCAAUCCGAAAUGCUCGAGCAGAAUAUUCCGUAGAGCCAGCCAAGCGCAUUUCUGCAUCAAUAGUUGCCAGCAAAGACGUCGUCCAGUAUAUCUCUAAUGAGAAGGAAGUGUUGGCCCUUCUAUCCCGGCUAGACGUACAGAACGUCCAGUUCGCCACUUGCCCUCCAGAGGAGGCGAACAAGUGCGUGCACCUUGUUGCAAGCGAAGGACUGGAAGCGUAUCUCCCACUUGCUGACAUGGUCGACAUAUCUGCUGAAGUGGAUCGCCUUGGCAAGCGGCUAGCCAAGAUGGAGACCGAGUACGAGGGUCUCGUAGCUCGCCUCGUUUCGCCCAAGUUCGUGGAGAAGGCUCCAGGGGACGUGGUCCGUGGGGUUAGGGAGAAAGCAGCAGAGGCAGAAGAGAAGAUCAAGCUGACGAAGAAGCGGCUGGAGUUUCUGAGAUCCUCUGCUUUGGUAUCACAGAUCUGGAGUACAUACACAUUCACAAGACGGCGAGGCUGCUGGAGGCGGCCGUGGUUUGCGGCGCGAUUCUCGGGGGAGCGGACGACGAGAGCGUGGAGAAGGUGAGGAGGUACGCGCUGCGCGUGGGGCUGCUGUUUCAGGUGGUGGAUGAUAUUUUGGACGUGACCAGGUCGUCGGAGGAGCUGGGGAAGACGGCGGGGAAGGAUCUGGCGAGCGAUAAGGCGACGUACCCGAAGUUGUUGGGCCUGGAUGGGGCCCGGAGGUUUGCUGGGGAGCUGGUGGGCCAGGCCUGUGAGGAGCUGGCCGGGUUUGAUCCGGUUAAGGCCGCCCCGCUUUACCAUUUCGCUAAUUACAUUGCGACCAGGCAGAACUAAUUUUUUUUAUUGAUUCCAGACUUUGUUGUUUUCGUUUUAAUUGUAUUAAUCUGUCGACUGAUCGAUACUCUGCCGGCCGGCCGGAUUUGUUUGUUUGUUGGUUGGUUACUCCGCCAUGGUUUUUGGCUGUUUUCAUAAUUAGAAGAGACAAG